Fragaria vesca subsp. vesca is the source of this 1432-nucleotide messenger RNA. RefSeq names its product GDSL esterase/lipase At1g54790-like. Gene Ontology annotation, molecular function: hydrolase activity, acting on ester bonds. The coding region runs from base 196 to 1335 and encodes 379 amino acids. The transcript has 7 exons. NCBI's taxonomy places the organism in Eukaryota, Viridiplantae, Streptophyta, Magnoliopsida, Rosales, Rosaceae. The record is from RefSeq and is a predicted model, not a curated record.
CAGUUCAAUUAUCCUGCCGUUUUCAACUUCGGUGAUUCAAAUUCCGACACAGGUGAACUAGCUGCCGGCCUUGGUUUCGAGCUCUCACCUCCAUAUGGACAGACUUACCCCAAACUUUCACCAGUCGGAAGAGCUUGUGAUGGCCGUCUUAUCAUAGACUUCCUAAUAACUUCGUCAUCUCUUGCAUUAUUUGCCAUGGCUACCAACACCUUCAUUCUCCAAAUCUUGUUUUCCAUCUUCCUUUUACCUCUUGCCAAUUCCAUUCACUUUAACUACCCAACUGUCUUCAACUUCGGUGACUCGAAUUCCGACACCGGAAACCUUGUCUCCGCCGGCAUUGAGACCCUUGCCCCUCCUAAUGGACAGAACUACUUCAAAACCCCAUCUGGCAGAUACUGUGAUGGCCGCCUCAUUGUCGAUUUUCUCAUGGAUGCAAUGAACCUGCCAUUUCUAAAUGCCUAUCUGGAUUCAGUUGGAAUGCCAAAUUUUCGAAAAGGGUGCAACUUUGCUGCUGCAGGGUCUACUAUACUUCCUGCAACUCCAACAUCUGUGAGCCCAUUUUCGUUUGCGGUUCAAGUCUCUCAGUUUCUUAGGUUCAAAGCCAGGGUUCUUGAAAUUCUAGCUAAAGGUAAGAAAUAUGAGAAGUAUCUGCCCGCAGAAGAUUUUUUUGGGAAGGGCCUUUAUAUGUUUGACAUUGGUCAAAAUGACAUUGCUGGUGGAUUUUACUCUAAGACAUUGGAUCAGAUUCUUGCUUCAAUUCCAACAAUUCUGGUAGAAUUCGAAACGGGAAUAAAGAGACUAUAUGAUCAAGGAGCUAGGAACUUUUGGAUACACAACACAGGUCCAGUGGGGUGUUUGACUCAAAAUGUUGCUAGAUUCGGAACAGACCCUUCAAAGCUUGAUGAUCAAGGUUGUGUUAGUGGACACAACCAAGCUGCGAAAGCUUUCAACCUGCAGCUUCAUGCUCUCACCAAAAAGUUGCAAGGCCAAUAUACUGAUGCAAAUGUCACAUAUGUGGAUAUCUUCUCCAUCAAAUCUAACCUCAUUGCAAACUAUUCCAAAAACGGAUUUGAACAACCUAUUAUGGCUUGCUGUGGGUAUGGAGGACCACCCUUGAACUAUGACUUUCAGAUUAGCUGUGGGCAAACAAAGGUCUUGAAUGGGAGCUCUGUCACAGCCAAAGGGUGCAGUGACAGUAGUGCCUAUGUUAGUUGGGAUGGGAUUCAUUACACUGAGGCUGCAAAUCAGUUUGUCUCAUCAAAGAUACUUACCGGAGUAUACUCUGAUCCACCUUUUUCAGACCAAAUGCCUUUCCUUCUGAACCUCAAGUUCUGAAGCUCCAUUGUGCUUUAUUAUUGCUUAUGUAACUUGUGCUGUGUAAAAGCAAUGCUAAGCUAUUCGAAUGCCAAUGUUUAAACACCGCACCAACUAC